AUGGCAGAAAAUUCGUCUUCUCACCGGCAACCUGGUCCUCGACCAAAAGUCGGAAACAAUUUCCAAAUAGAAGGAUCCCUAGAACAUUGGGUUAACAGAUGCCAAGCUGCGUUAGACACAAUCGUUAUCCAAAUCGCCAGAUCUGAUUUCCCAAACAUCAGAUCUGGAAAAGAAAUCAAUACUACAGAAUCGGACCCACCAACACCACGUUGGGGGGACAUCCAAUCCAGCCAAUCCAGAAAUAGCAGUUAUCAGAAACAAAUACACAUGGUUCAAGGAGGUCCGUCACGAAGACCAAAUAAACGAAACUAUGAUCAACAUUGGAGAGAACAGCAAGUCGUGUUCCCUGUUGUUCCUGGGGGCCCUCAGGAAGAACGACCAGUGAUUAUCACUGGUAUUUUCGGUCAUUACCGAACGGACUAUAUGUUCAUAGAUCCAGGAAGCUCGAUGGACAUCAUAUACGAACAGUGCUUUAAACAGCUCGAUUUAGAAGAUAAAGCACGUUUAGAACCGGUCGAUUUUCCCCUCACCGGAUCCUGUAAUGAAGUUGUAUUCCCAUUAGGGCAAAUCGCUUUCCCGGUGACUUUAUCAGAUGGCAAACAUUCACGAACAGUUACAGUCAAUUUCAUGGUCAUGCCAGCAACAUCACGUCAUGAUGUUUUGCUCUGGAGUAGGUCACAAAGAGAAUUCAGCAUGAUCACUUCCAUUCCACAUGCUGCUUGUGGAUUUCCGACAGAAACCGGAGUUGCAAUUCUCUAUUCAAGCAAAGAAGUCAUGUCCGUGGAUGAUGAACCACUAGCAAAGGUAGUCAAAUCUUCGGCACCAAACGAACCAGAGAAAUGGGUUCUGAACAACGAAUACCCAGAGCAGACCAUUCUGCUAGGACAAGCCAUUUCACCAGCAACACGCAUACAACUGAAAGAGUUGUUGUCCAACAACAAAGAUAUAUUUGCCUGGGGCCCAGCAGACGUGACUGGAGUUCCACGCGACAUCGCGCAACAUUGUCUAAACAUCAAACCAUCAGUAGAACCUGUUGCUCAGGGGAGGCGCAGCUUCAGUAAAGAAAAAGCAAAAGCAAUGGACGAGCAAGUAACAGAGUUACUUAAUGCGGGAAUCUUGCGCGAAGUGAAAUACUAUACAUGGGUUGCCAACCCAGUGAUGGUACAAAAACAUAGCAGCGGGUGGAGAAUGUGUGUCGACUUCAAGGACCUAAACAAAGCAUGCCCCAAAGAUUGCUACGCGCUCCCAGAGAUAGACAAAAAAGUCGACUCUCUAGCUUCAUUCAGAUGGAAAUGCUUUCUCGACUGUUAUAAGGGUUAUCACCAGGUCCAGAUGAAAAAAGAAGACGAAGACAAGACCGCGUUCCGCACAGAUAAAGGCAUCUAUUGCUACACGAAAAUGCCGUUUGGCUUGCGCAACGCAAGCGCAACUUAUCAACGCCUAAUGGACACAGUCUUCAGCGAGGAUAUUGGCAAAACUGUCGAAGUAUACAUGGAUGACCUCGUCAUCAUGAGCCAUGAAGAGGAGACAAUGCUCAACAAUAUCCAACGCACGUUCGAUUCCUUAUGUAGCGUGAACUUAAAACUUAACCCGACAAAAUGCUCCUUCGGCAUGGAAGAAGGAAAAUUUUUGGGUUUCAUAGUUACAAGAGACGGCUUUAAGGUUAAUCCAGAAAAAGUGCAGGCCAUCCAGCUAAUGCCAUCACCUACAACAGUCAAAGAAAUGCAAAGGCUCGCCGGACGAUUAGCAGCUCUGAACAGAUUCUUGGCUAAUCAUGCGGCAAAAUCUUAUCCAUUUAUCAGUACGCUGCGAAACUGCGGAAAGAAAACUCCUUUUCAAUGGACGCCUGAAGCAGAAGCAGCAUUUAAGCAAAUGAAAGAAUGUUUAAUUCAGCUGCCAACACUGACUGCGCCAAAAGAAAAAGAACCGUUAAUCUUAUAUCUGUCAGCCGCAGAAGUAGCGGUAGGGGCAGUAUUAAUGGUAGAACGGGAAAAUAUCCAGACUCCAAUCUACUAUAUCAGCAAAAUGCUCACUGGCCCCGAAACUCGUUACUCAAUGAUAGAAAAAUUGGUUCUAGCACUAAUACACGCAUCCAGACGCUUGCGCAGGUACUUCUCAGGCCAUGUCAUCACAGUUCUCACGAAUUAUCAUUUAGGCCAAAUCUUGUCAAAACCCGAUGUGGCGGGAAGAUUAGCUAAAUGGGCCAUUGAGCUGGGAGGCUACAACAUUUUUUACAGACCAAGACCAGCAAUCAAAGGGCAAGUUCUAGCAGACUUCGCCACUGAAGUUCCCAUCGAUAAAAUACAAGAAUGUGAGGCAAUCCAGAACCCAACACCUGUUUUCGAUGACAGAGUCUGGACCUUACACACAGAUGGUGCUUCCAAUGAUGAUGGAGCAGGAGCAGGCCUCCGAUUAGUCAGUCCGGAUAAUCACGAACUUACAUAUGCCAUACGCUUAGAUUUCCAAAGUACCAACAAUGAAGCAGAAUACGAAGCAUUUUUAGCAGGUCUCCGUCUAGCACUUAAAAUGGGGGCAAGAAACCUUGAAGCCAACGUUGACUCAAAGCUAGUAGCCGAACAAGUUAACGGUCGUUAUGAUGCGAAAGGGGAAGCUAUGGCGUUAUACCUUGAACAAGCGCGGAUGUUAAUCAACCAAUUUCAAACAUUCAAAGUUAAUCACAUAAACAGAAGCGAGAACAAGCACGCUGACGCGCUAAGCAAGUUAGCUGCUACCAGCUUUAAGCACUUAGCAAAGGAGGUACACAUAGAGGUAUUAUCCAACCCUUCCAUUCAUUUCAAGCAAGUAAGCGUCAUAGAAAUGGGAGAUCCAUCCUGGAUGUCUCCAAUUAUCUUGUACCUUCAACACGGAAAACUUCCGGAAGGAAAGGCAGAAGCUCGAAAAAUACAACACAAAGCACUAAAUUACGAGAUGGCGGAUGGCGUCCUUUAUCGAAAAUCAUUCAUGGGCCCAUUACUACGCUGUGUUGAUAAAACAGACGUCCAAUACCUAGUCAGAGAAAUCCACGAGGGAUUAUGCGGGAUACUGGCCAGGAAUGCACGUAGACGCAGUUGA
Molecule: messenger RNA, 3072 nt
Organism: Helianthus annuus (common sunflower)
Lineage: Eukaryota; Viridiplantae; Streptophyta; Magnoliopsida; Asterales; Asteraceae
Exons: 1
Coding region: 1-3072 (1023 amino acids)
Molecular function (GO): nucleic acid binding; RNA-DNA hybrid ribonuclease activity
Source: RefSeq, a predicted model, not a curated record